UCUUUACGAUCUCAAUCGACAGCCUCUCUGUGCCCUCGACAGGUUGUAUUGCACUGAUUGUGCCAAGCGUCAUGGACGCGAGCGGUGCGCGUGUUGGGAGCUACGAUUCAUUUGUGUAGACCACGUUGGGCCACAUUCGUCACGCUGUUAAACACGUUUGUUCGACGUCGAGAUAUGCCUUGCGACAACGUGCUUGGCGCGACGAGAUGAUACUUUAUUACAGACGCGACACGUUAGAAUUUUUGGAGUAGAUCGCGCAGACUGGCUCCGCGGGGCAAUGAGCAAAAUGUCUUGGCUCGGUUGGUCGGCGGACAUCAAGAAGAGGGCCUGCAGAUACUUACUGCAGCGUUACCUCGGCCAAUUCCUCGAAGAGCUCACGUUGGAUCAAUUGACCGUCGAUCUAUACAAUGGCACGGGACGUGUCGUCAACGUCAGUCUCGAUGUGCAAGCACUCAAUGAAAUGGGGGAGCAACAACAUCUCCCACUGGAAUUUGUCGAUGGUUUUAUAAUGGAGAUAUCUCUUAGUAUACCAUGGUCGGCAUUACUUAGUCAAGCAAGUUAUGUAGAAGUCAAGGGUCUCAGACUUACGGUACAACCGCGACAAAGAAUCGAAACAGGAACAUCGAUGUUCGAAUCUAUGUGGAGUUCCAUGACGUCCAGUAUGCAACUCGCUCAGGAGUGUUUACAACAAGACGCGGCCAAUGCGGGAAAUGCUCAACCCUUAGAGGCAGUGGAACUGUUUGCACAGACUAUAGAUUCAAUUUUAUCUAGGGUCAAAGUGAGAUUUAUCGAUACUGUGAUACGUUUUGAACACGUACCUUUGAAUUCUUCCACGGGAGUAGCGAUCGAAGUAUGGAUACAAAAUCUUGAAUAUUCUGAUGAGGCUGGAUUAGAUCCUAGUAAUACAUCUCUGGAUCCCAACGAAUCUGCGAAAGGUUACAUCAUUUCAGCGUUUUCCACUAAGCGUUUAUACAUGGAGGGAGUAACUUUUCAUACUGAUGAAUUUCCCUCGCACGCGAGAACGUUCUCUAGAAGUAUGUUGGCUAGUACGUGCUCUACUCCCGAUUCUAAGAACUCGGACAGUCUAUUUACCUCCGCACAAAUGUCUCCUACACAGAGCAUUCUGCACACUCCUCCAGAUGGAAAUGUUAACAACUCGAACGAAUCAAAUCCUAUUAUGUUUGCUAAGCUAGCAGGUAGACAAGAAGUGAGAUUAAAAAUGAAACAAGGAGAAGGAAUAUCGGGACCAAAGGUAGAACUGGAAAUUACUCUAGGAUCGCUUACUUUGUUCCUGAGUCCUAGGCAGCUUCAUGCUUUACUAGAAUUAGCGCAUGGCCUAGCAUCUCCAGAUCUAGAAGAUGUCAGUAAUGUCGUUCCAAGAAGAUACACGGAAAAACCUAUGGCUGGCAGUGAUUUCAAUCGUAUAGAACGUGAGCUUAUUCAUCAAACACAUCCUAUGCAAGAUUUGAAGACCACAGAUCUACGAUACGCUCAAGGAUGGUCUACUGGAUCUGUGGACGAAUCUGAUAACGAGGACGAAUUCCUACCAAUGAAAUUGGCAGGAUCUUCUUCGAUGUGUGAUUCGAUCACAAGCAAUAAUUUAAGUAUGGAGGGCAGCAUAUCAAUCAGCAGCAUUAGUUCAAAAAGUUCGGCAACGAAUCUACCAAGACAUAAUAGACACAGACACAACAUAGACAACGACACGUCCGCUGAGACUACCCAAUUUCACAUAAGGGUGUCUUCCAUCGCUCUAGUUCUAUUGCACGAAGAUAUACUGACGCCAUGCGUGGAACAAGUCGGUCUAACUUCUAGCAGUAUAAGACAGAUGAGAAACGCGGCGAAGGAAUUUUUCAGGCAAUUAGGAACGUUUGCAAUGGGCGGCUAUGGAAGUAAAGAUUUUGAUACGGCGUCAAAAUUACUCACAGAGGCUUGUCGACUUAGUCAUAUUAGAUUACUAGCUGCACCACUAGUAGUCGAGGGCAGUGAAAAGACUACUAAUCAGUUCUCCGCGAUAUCAGGAAGUUUGACUUUAGCUUGUUUAGAAGUUCUAGAAUGUUUGGUUGACUCUAACAAUCCUAGCUCGUAUAGAACACCAUCGAUGGAGUUUGUUGAGCUAUUAGCGUUUACAAAAGCAAAUACAACUAAUAUCGGAUUUUCCAACAAAACUGAUUUUAGAAUGAGAUUUAAAUAUACGCAAAAGGCUGUUCGACAUACUCACAUGACGAAAUUUGCACAUCCACGCACAGAAUUCGACAUUCAACUGGAACCCUGCAGAGGCGAAGUAGACAUUACUAUUGUAGAUAGGAUAUCUGCUAUUCUUAAUCCGCAGCCAAUAUGUACUUACAAUACUGUAAUAAAUGCUAGAGAUUCUAAUCAACAGACAUUAUUUGAUCAAGCUGUGGACAGUACAACACUGCCAGAUUCUAGAGUAGAUGUCAAAAUCUCUUCAUCAUCAUGUACAAUCAAAUUGAGAUUCCCCGUACCAGAUUUAAGACCACUGCACGAUAUGAAUCGUGCGCCAUGGUGGAAGAGAUCUGUGAGAUCUGAUUAUAUGAUGGUGCAAAUGACAGAUGCACAAGUUCACUCUACUGUGGACAGCCGAUCUCAUUAUCUAGCUAAGCAUGAACUGCAAUGUCGGCGACUAUCAUUAUUGUACAUAGAAACCGAGGGUGACACGCCAAUCGAAAUUGGUCUAGCUACAGCCGACGAGAAAAACGAUGCCGCCGCGUCGGGUCAGCAAGUCAAUGACGAUCUUGGUUGGGCGAGAGUGGUGGUUAUUAUGUAUCCAGAACGUCUUGGUGCUCCAUUAGAGGAUAGUUCUGAAGAAGAAAUAGAGAAUGAUAAACGGAUUUUAGACGAUACCUUGGAGAAAACUCCAAAACAUGCGCCUUCCCCGUUCACCUCUAGACGAAUUAUGCGUGAAUCCGACACACUUCAUUCAAAAUCUCACAGUCAGAACAACGAACAUGGUCAAAAGUAUGAACAAAGUGACGGUGAGGAACUAAUUAUACCUGGCAAUCGACAAGAAAUGUUGGAAUUUAUCGACGAAGGCAUACAUGGUUCUAGAUUACAAUUGGAAAUCAAUUUACCUUGUGCUUCCGUCCAGAUACCGUCUAAACGCAUUUACGAACAACUGUACAAUCGAUUCAACACUGAUUUGUUCUUAUGGGAACCGUCUGCGCCCAGGCCCAAGUAUACCACUCAUAUGGAAAGUCACAUUGGCCUCGACCUGGCAUCUACUCUCUUACAAGAGUCUACUUAUCCCAAAUUCAGCAUGUGCAAAAGCGGGAUCCAGUAUAAUUCUGACUCUGAUUCGGACGAGGAAGGUAUAUUUCAUUCUGCAACGAACGAGAAGAGUCACAAAGAGGCACGAAUGUCUUCUAAGAAAGCACAGAGCAAGUUGGCAAUGACUCUAAGCAUCAAUCAGGGUCUCCUGUCUAUGUAUACUCCCGUGCGUGACUCUAUGCGUAAUGUUAUACCUGGGCAACAAGGUGAAUUGAUCAUACGACUAGAGGAUGCCACGAUAUUUUCAGUGACAGCGUACAAGGGGAAUGCUAAUCUGAGUUACGCUUGCACUAUGAUGAGGAAUGUAUCACUGGAUCACUGUGGUCUGACGACAAGCCCAUCGCAGACACCACCGUUGAGGUGUAUUAAUAGCGUUAGGCCACGAUAUUGUGAGAGAACGAUAUACUGCAGCACAUCCGGUAGUAAUAUAGCAGCGAAUCCUAACGAUAAGGACAUGGUGACAGUCGCAGUGAGAGUACAAGCGGCUCAUCAGACGCACCGUAUAAAGACUUUCCGAGUUGCGAUAGGUAUAAGCAAUGCUACAUUGAGGCACCGAAUGUGUUCUGCCGCUACUUCGUGGUUCACGGAAUUGAUGGAUUGCUUGGACGUGGCAGAUCAUCCUGUCGCCGGCUAUACACCGCCGGGCGUUCUGACUGAGUUGCAUUUGCAUCUCUGGGACUGCGCGAUCGAUUAUAGACCACUUCAUCUACCUCUAAAGUCUGUUGUGACCCUCGGUAAUUUCAGCGUGUCAAGCAAUAUUACAGCACAGACUAAUACGUCAACAUUGCGUUUUAUCGCAGAGGAUGUCGCGCUCUUUAUAUCAGACAAGCUGCGUGAAAAAUUGGUGAAUCUAAAACGGGAUUAUGUGUGUGUAAUGAAUUUCGGCCUGUUUGAAUUAUCUUUACGUUUAAACGAGAGGAUGUAUGGUGGCGUGCCACGGGUCGAUCUUCGGGCAAGCAACAAUGUGUUGCAUGUACGCACGUGCUCGGACUCCGGUCGCGCUCUCAUGCAACUACUGACUUACAUCGCCAACGACGGUGAUUUGCAACAGCCGAAUAGCACGAUCAACAGCAGUACUGAAAGUAUCCCCACCGUGCCACCGGCAUCUACGAGAUAUGAGGAAAAUCUUCUUAGUGUCGAGAGUAUUAACACUCUCAGCAGGAGUCAGGUAGAGCGAGUCUACAGUCUAAUGGAGGAUGCGUUGGAAGAAACUGUAAAAGGAACGACAACCCAGAGUGGUAACGAAAGCGAGAAGAUACCAAUGACCGAAAAUCGAGUUGAGUUCUUCUUUCCUGAUGAUUCAUGUGCUACUAUGCGAGAGACAGAGACGCAAAAAAGUUCGCAAGAAUGCAAUAAAACGAUUGCAUGCAGUGUGGAAGACGAUGAUGACGAUGAUGAAUUUUGUAUCUUAGGAGAAGAGGCUGGUACAGGAAUAAUACCACGUUAUGGAGUACCUGAGGUUCGAUUGUUAUGCCAAGAACCAUUGAGGAUAGUGGAUAAUCACUUUUCCGUGCCGAUCGGCAAAACUGAUUUAUUGCAAACUCCGCCUAAUUAUCCUGCCCCAGUAUUGAAAUACACCCUUUGCGAAAUGACGUUGAUAUGGCACAUGUAUGGUGGUAAUGAUUUCGAUAGUUCUCAACAACAAUCUGCAAAGCACGUGAUCAUCAAUGAUAACAUUCGCAACAAUAUUAUGCAUGGAAGAAGUAGAUCAGCUAUAGGUGCAGUAGGCUUCAAUAAGUCUAGUCCGAACGAAGUACACUUUGGCAGCGUGCCAAACUCGCCGCGUGCAACGAGAAGCAACGAAUCAUUGAUCGAUUGGCAUACGUUAGGUGGCCCGGGUCGGCAGCACGACGUGCUGAUGGAACUGCAAUUGAGCAAGGUUCGCUUCCAGCACGAGGUCUAUCCAGAAAAUACCCGAGAAGCGUCCAGGCAAGUGCUACUGGUGCACGAGAUUGAAGUAAGGGAUAGACUGGCAUCGUCACACAUAAACAAAUUUCUUUAUCAAUAUAGCAGCGAAGCGAAACCAAGGCAGUCUCACUCUAUUAUGUUUACCAUGAAAGCAGUUCACGUAAGGCCGGAUCCCAGAUUAAGUGCCCAAGAAUGUUGUUUGAAACUUAGUCUACUGCCACUGCGACUGAACAUAGACCAAGAUAGCCUACUGUUCUUAAUACAAUUUUUUAACGAAUUAGGCGGUGGAUCGAAGCGAAAUCAAGAAAGCUCUAGCACACCUAAUAGCUCGCAAUCCACCCCCGUAUCGAAACAAGGAACACCUACGCAUCAUCCGCCCAUUAUGAGCGUGAAUGAUGAUGCGGUGAUGAAUGACGCGAUGAUGAAUAUAUCGCAGAAUAAUAUCAUUGAUCAGAAUCUGUUGAUACUCUUGGAAGACGAACUGACAUUCAGGGAGAAAAAGAUUAAAACAAAGACUAUCCAUCAGGUCCACGAUGAUAGUCAACCGAUAUAUUUUAGAAAUGUUGUAUUCAGUCCAGAAGUUCUCAUUAGAUUGGAUUAUCACGGGAAACGUAUGGAUUUUACUCAUGGACCGUUGGCGGGUCUAUUGAUGGGCUUGGCGGAACUGAACUGUUCUGAAUUAAGACUGAAGAGAUUAUCGUAUAGGCACGGAUUGUUGGGUUACGACAAACUUUUUACAUAUCUAGUUUCGGAAUGGUUGCAAGAUAUCAAGAAGAAUCAACUCCCGAGUUUACUUGGUGGCGUGGGCCCGAUGUAUUCUGUAGUACAGCUGUUUCAAGGAAUACGCGAUCUAUUUUGGUUACCAAUCGAACAGUAUCAGAGAGACGGGAGAAUUGUCCGCGGGUUACAACGCGGAGCAAAUAGUUUUACAACAUGUACCGCAAUGGCUGCAUUGGAAUUGACAUGUAGAAUCGUGCAGGCGUUACAGACUACAGCCGAGACUGCGUACGAUAUAGUUAGUCCUGGUCCCAGUGUUAAAUGUAAGAGCAAAGGGCAGAAGGGUCGUCGAAAGAGAUAUAGUCAGCCACUGGAUAUUCGAGAGGGGGUGGCUAACGCUUAUACAUUAGUCAAAGAGGGUUUAGGCGAGACUGCGACUCAACUGGUUCGCGUGGCAAGUGAGGAACACGAGCACAAGGGCACUGUCGGUGCUGUUGGCGGUGUAUUACGACAAAUUCCACCGACGGUUGUGAAACCGAUUAUUCUGGCCACCGAGGCAACGAGCAACGUAUUGGGUGGCAUGCGAUCAUCGUUAGUACCCGAUGCACGUCGAGAGGCAGUACAAAAGUGGCGGCAAGAUUCCGAUACGUGUUAAUCCCGUCGAUACAGAGUGGGAAAAUUGUUAAAUCAUUAUCGGAUUGUCAAUCAAUUUCGCUCAAACAACGCUUUUUGAUCGCAGCCAGUUAGGCCGAGCCACUUUUUAUUGUAAAAUAUUCAUGACAUAUAUAUAUAUGUAUGGAAAAAGAAUAUUAAGUAUAGGAUAAGAGUGCCAUACGUUUGCAUUACGUUUGGCGAUAUUGUGAUUAUUCUCACUAGAUCUAUGCGAAUUAUUAUCGUUCGGUCUGUGCAAUUAGGCCUCGAAGGAAUCAAAGAAUCAGAAAAGAGUGCAAAGAACCGACAGACCUAAAGACGGAUCGUCAAUAGACGACGAAAUACAAGAGGAAUCGCCAUUGGGUCCUAAUUAUGAAUAUUAUAUUGUUGACGUAGUCAAAUCGGUUCCAUUCAUUUUUUGUACAUUAUGAAAAGUGUGCGACGCAUCUGGCAGAGAUUUAAUGAUAAAUCACUUAGUUAAAAAUUUUCGCUAAUUUCGUUACAAUUGUACAAAAUACUUGUUACACUUGUAGAAUAUAAAGAUAGCUAAGCUCUAUACCGCAAAGGAAUAUAUUACAUUGCUUCUAUAUAUUCC
Trachymyrmex cornetzi is the source of this 7156-nucleotide messenger RNA. RefSeq names its product Autophagy-related 2 (gene Atg2). Gene Ontology annotation, biological process: reticulophagy; autophagosome assembly; autophagy of peroxisome. The transcript has 16 exons. Gene Ontology annotation, molecular function: phosphatidylinositol-3-phosphate binding; protein-membrane adaptor activity. The record is from RefSeq and is a predicted model, not a curated record. Lineage: Eukaryota; Metazoa; Arthropoda; Insecta; Hymenoptera; Formicidae. The coding region runs from base 278 to 6565 and encodes 2095 amino acids. Gene Ontology annotation, cellular component: phagophore; phagophore assembly site.